AUGACUGCCCUGCAGACCCUCAACUUUUUUGCCCAUGCUGCAGCUGUGAAUUUCCUGAUGUUGAUGAGUGACUGCCAAUGUGGACAUUGGGCAGUAGAAGCUCUUCUGAACCUUGAUGACACAGAUCCACUACAAGGCAAUGACUACAGUGAAGGCAAGGAUGCAGCACAGGAUGAUCAACCACAAGGCAAUGACUAUGACACUUUCAAUAUACCCGACCCAUUUGAGGAUGAGGAAGGCAACAUGCAGACCACAUUUUUCAUGGAGACUGAUAAUACAAAUAUUCCCAACCCUUUCGAGGAUAACAAAGGCAAUGUGCAGACUGCAUUUUUCAUAGAGAACAGUAAUAUCCCCACUAACUGCUCCAGUUUUGUCUCUUCACCACAUCAAGUCUCUAUGAUCAACCAUUGCCAGAGGGUCUAUCACCCAAAUCCACCUAACUCAGCCUUCCCUGUCUCUUUCAUGAGUGCUAAAGAUCUCCAUUGCCACAUCAAGUUACUGCCCAAUGUACCCCACUGGCAAUAUCAAGAAAUCAAGGUUGAGAACUACCCUACACAGUCACCAAUAAUGUUGUACUGGCAUAAUGGACUUGAGGUUGUGGAGCACCUGUUCAGUAACCCUGUAUUUGUACAGUGUAUGGAUAUCUCUCCAUACAAGGAGUUUGAAGUUAUGGCUGAAGGCCAAGAAUGA
Messenger RNA from Pisolithus orientalis, 690 nucleotides. RefSeq lists its product as uncharacterized. The transcript has 4 exons. Lineage: Eukaryota; Fungi; Basidiomycota; Agaricomycetes; Boletales; Pisolithaceae. The record is from RefSeq and is a predicted model, not a curated record. The coding region runs from base 1 to 690 and encodes 229 amino acids.